Molecule: messenger RNA, 1669 nt
Organism: Dendronephthya gigantea
Lineage: Eukaryota; Metazoa; Cnidaria; Anthozoa; Malacalcyonacea; Nephtheidae
Product: peptidyl-prolyl cis-trans isomerase B-like
Exons: 5
Coding region: 429-1058 (209 amino acids)
Biological process (GO): protein folding; protein peptidyl-prolyl isomerization
Cellular component (GO): intracellular membrane-bounded organelle
Molecular function (GO): peptidyl-prolyl cis-trans isomerase activity
Source: RefSeq, a predicted model, not a curated record
ACUUCCGGUAAAAAAGCUCAUUGUUUACCAUUUCACAUGAAGUAUUGAACGUUCAGCCUCCUUGUUGAUUUAAGGCAUUUUCUUUUAUGCCAGCGCGGGCAAGGCGCGCUUUGUUUUGUGAACCCUACAAGCCCUCUUGGGCAGGUCUUCAGGAGGCCCGACAUAAUAAACGAGACGUAAGACAGCAUUUGCUCAACUUCCAUUCAAAGUAUUUACACAAGUUGUAAACUUAUGACGCUAUAUGUUUUGAACAGACACUGAAAUAUUUUGUAUACAGUACUUGGUGCCCCACAUUUUUUUAUCAAUGCUACCUGUCACUGUAGUACAAAAUGGCAUUGUUUUAUAGCCUGGUACCAGACCUCUUGAUUCUUCAUUUUAAUUAAACUCUGAAUAACCGAUUAAAAACAUCUGCAAUGAAAUGACUAAAAAUGGCAAAAAUCCACCUAAAAAGCUACAUCUUCAUCGUCGUUUCGUUAUGUCAUAUCAAUCCAGCUGAGAGUCAAAGCGGUCAUCAGGCGACAUUGGUAACAAGAAAGGUUUUCUUUGAUUUGUUAAUAGGAGGCAGACCUGCAGGUCGGAUUAUCUUUGGAUUGUUCGGGGUAACAGCUCCCAAAACGGUUACAAAUUUCGUUUCGUUGAGUGACCACGAGUUUGGCUAUGGAUAUAAAGGAUCAAUAUUUCACAGAUCUGUUAGGAAUUUCAUGAUUCAAGGUGGAGAUUUUACAAACGGAGACGGAACUGGAGGUAAAAGUAUCUACGGGAAAUAUUUCGCAGACGAAAAUUUCAUCAUUAAACAUUAUGGAAGUGGUUGGUUAUGUAUGGCAAACGCCGGUAAAGACACAAACGGUUCACAGUUUUAUAUAACACUUGCAAGAACUGCUUGGCUUGAUGGUCAUCACACAUGCUUUGGAAAAGUUCUUAAAGGAAUGGAAAUUGUGAGGAAAAUCGAGGAAAUACCAACAGACAAUCAAAGCCGGCCAAAAUCCACAGUGAAAAUCGUAAAUUCCGGAAUUCUUGCACUGGACAGGCCAUUUGAAGUUCCGAUGACAAAUGCUUAAAAGCAAACAGUCACCGUAUAUUGUAGAGUGAAUUAGGCAGAAAAAUGUUUAGUCCGCUUUCAAAAAUCAUGUCAGUUACACUUGAACAGUUUGAAUUUUUUAACAAACCUUGAAGUCUCAUUAGAUGAUUUUUGCAUCAAUAGCUAUAAGCUUCAAUAUUUAGAAAUCGCACUUAUUACUUAUAAUUUCAAGAUAGACAUUUAAACUAGUUCGUUUGGAACUCAUCCUAAUAACAUAAACAACAAAUCGAAAAGCAUCCUGCAACGAAAAACGACCAUGAAAAUCGGGUCUCGGAACUGUUAAUUUGCACCGAACGGUCAGUGGCUCUGCAAAGAUCGCCACUUUGCCGAAUUUUUCUCCAGUUGAUCAUACUGCAAUUAGGACAAGAGCUAUAAAUACUUCAACACUGAUAAAAGAGUAAAAAAGGAAGUGAUAUAUAGGUCUUGUUUACAAAUGCUUUGCUAUGCAUUGUUUGACCGGUUUAAUGUCUAUAUUUUUGAAAUGGUGGUUUUGAAAUUUUCCACAAAUAAAUUUAUGGAUUCCCUGACAGGCUUUUCAGCAGAAAAUACUAUAUCAAUAAACGCCAUUUUUAGGGUGGAAGUACUUGAGUU